AUGAUAAAGACAAAGGACACGGAUGUAAAAGACGUGACCACAACUUCUGAAGCCAGAACAGCUCUGUCCGAUUAUGGAGGAAAAACAACUCUACAUGGACUACGCUACGCUCUACAGCUGGGCAUCUCGCCUACACGGAGGUUAAUAUGGGUGACGGUGUUGCUCGCGUGUGUGGGGAUGUUGUUGCUCCAGAUUGUAGACAGAGUGAUGUACUAUUACUCCCUUCCCAUGGAUGUCAACUUUCGAGUCAACUAUAACACUUCCCUGCUCUUCCCAGCAGUCACCAUAUGUAACCAGAAUUCAUUUAAGACAACCCUUGCUAACCAGUCAAAUCUGUACCAUCUGCUAGAGAAGAUGCAUGCACCCUCGGAUACAGUAACUGUAGAUGAUUUGCAAUACUAUGGCGCCGCAAAUAUUACCUUAGACACAAUCUUCCUGCUAACUGCACACAAAAAGGAAGACUUUAUCACCAAGUGCUCAUGGAAAGGUACAAAAUGCGGGCCAGACGAUUUCGACCUCAUCGCAACAGAUCAUGGAAUAUGUUACACAUUCAACAAUCGUGAUGUCGGAAAAAGCAUAUCUUCUGUCGGAAGCGGAAACGGGCUGCGUCUGACACUGAAUGUUGAGCAAUACGAAUACAUGGCCGGACCCCGUCGUGACACAGUGGGAGUGAAGAUGAUAUUCCAUACCAGAGGCGAUGUACCACAUGUAAACGCCCUCGGGCACGCUGUAACCACCGGGACACAUGCGUUCGUGGGAUUAAAGAUGUUCCAUAUCAAUAACAUGUUCCGACCUCAUGGGACCUGCACUGACCAGUCGUUAGAGUAUGUGGACCACUAUACCGUAGCCGGAUGUGUGCCGUCCAUAUGCUCACUCUAUCAAUACGUGACCUGCCUGAAACCUCUGCUUGCAAACAAGGAACUCCUCUUUAUAAAUACAUUGACGAAGCUAAUUGAUGAGGCAAAGGCAUAUAAAGAAUUCGCCACUAUUGACAGUGAAUUUGUGAGAGAUAACUUCUUGCAACUCGAUGUGUUCUUCAAACAGCUGAGUUACAAGGAAAUUCAACAGCAAAUCGCGUACGAUAUAUCUGCCCUUUUUUGCGACAUCGGUGGAUCCAUGGGAUUGCUACUAGGAGCAAGUGUGUUGUCUGUUUUUGAAAUAAUGGAAUUUAUUUCUAUUCAAACUUUUUUAACAUUCAGAAGUAUUUUCUAAA
Molecule: messenger RNA, 1213 nt
Organism: Mizuhopecten yessoensis (Yesso scallop)
Lineage: Eukaryota; Metazoa; Mollusca; Bivalvia; Pectinida; Pectinidae
Product: acid-sensing ion channel 2-like
Exons: 10
Coding region: 1-1212 (403 amino acids)
Biological process (GO): sodium ion transport
Cellular component (GO): membrane
Molecular function (GO): sodium channel activity
Source: RefSeq, a predicted model, not a curated record